Vanderwaltozyma polyspora DSM 70294 is the source of this 392-nucleotide messenger RNA. It is a transcript of the gene MTR3, whose product is annotated as exosome non-catalytic core subunit MTR3. The transcript has a single exon. Lineage: Eukaryota; Fungi; Ascomycota; Saccharomycetes; Saccharomycetales; Saccharomycetaceae. The annotation marks the transcript as partial. The record is from RefSeq and is a predicted model, not a curated record.
AUGAAUGUUCAAGAUAGAAGAAGACUAUUAGGUCCUCCAAAUGCAAAGCCCAUUGCUUUCAGUCCUAGUAUAGGUGAAAGAAACGUCAGUGAGACAAAAGAAUCUAAGAAUUUAGAACAGCAAGUUACUUUCAAUACCGGUCUUAUUGAGAAUUGUAAUGGUUCCUCUUUAGUUGAAGUUAUAGAUCCAAAGCUUUCAAGACAUCAGACUUCUUUGAUUACAUCUGUAUAUGGUCCAAGAGCUAUCAAAGGUUCAUUUACAUCUCAAGCUAAUAUGACAAUACAAUUAAAAAACGGAUCUGUGGAAAAAUAUAAUACUAGUGAAUUAAAAGAAAUCUCGACAUUUCUAACGGGUGUAUUCAAUUCUGUAGUUAAUUUAUCAAGAUAUCCUAA